AUGGCUAAUAGAUGUGCGUCCCAUGUCGAGAGAGAUGUGCCGAGGCAAGACGCGAAGCUUUACGUUACACGGGAAGGGAUCAGCAGGUGGUCUUUCCAACAGCAGCAGUGUCUCGCGCAUGUUAAAGCUCUUUUUUCGCAGAAACCCUCGAAUCUCGGCAGUACUUCCGCCGCAGCAUACAUCUGCGCCGCCGCCGUGAUUCCAGACCGUGAGUGUGACGACGGACCUGUCACCGCACAGUCGCGGCAGACCGAGACCAUCGACAAUGUAAAAAUACCUUUCCACCCUGAGAGUCGAGAGAUCACGGCUUUUACCACUCGUGCAGGUCUGAAUCAGUUUAGGGUACUUCCGCUCGGACCGUCGAACUCGCCAGCUGUAUUCAACAGGGCUAUGAGGCAAGUGUUGCAAGGCAUUAGGGGAGUGGAAGCAUUCAUUGGCGAUAUUCUGGUUCACUCUUCUACGUUCGAGGAGCAUCUGAAGGUCCUUGAGGAGGUAUUUCAGCGGUUAAAGAGCGCAAAUAUGACCGUUAAGCCAAAUGCAUCACAGGAAGGUGUAGGAGCAGUAUUAAUGCAGGAAACAGAUGGUGAGGUUUAUCCCGUAGCCUACCACAGCCGCAAGUUGAAGUCCGCCGAGACGAACUACAGCACGGUCGAGAAGGAGCUGCUGGCAGUCGUUGACGGAAUCGGGAAGUUUUAUUUCUACCUCUACGGAGACAAGUUUCUGCUGGAGACCGACCCCAUGCCUCUGGCGAGUUUGCGCACGUCCAAGAACGCGAACGCUCAUCUGAUUCGCUGGGCAAUGUAUCUGCAGCAGUUCAACUUCGCCAUCCGCUACCUAAGAGGGAGCGCAGGUGUUGGGGCCGAUUUUCUCUCGUCUUGUGGAGAACGACUGGAAGAAGUUGGAGGAAUCCCUGCACAGCGAUCGGUCGGCGUCAGCGAGGAGCACCUGAGUGACCAAGCGUGUGAGCCUGUGAUAAAAGCCGUUGCAAGUGCCGGGAUAUUGAAAAAAAAAUACGAAUCAAUCUAGAAAUAGAUUUUAGCGAAAGCCAUUUUAUUUCAUAAGUUACUGUUGCAUAAAUUCGAAAUAGUAAUUUCUUCUGUACAUUUUACUGCACUUGAACAUUGAAAAUUGCUUAAGUUCAUCCAUGUGUUACACGAUGAAAUAUUAACUGAAUUUAAAUGGGUAAAGUUUUCUUAUUUCAAAUUUACAGAAAUGUUCUCCUUCAGAGUAAAAUUUAUUUUCGGAGGGGCCGAAUGUCCAGGUGUUCAUUUUCUAGACAUUUCAAACAAAACGGAAAAAACUGGGAACGCCUGCCCGCGUGACACUCGGGCAGGCGGGCAGGAGUCACGGGCAUUCCUCCUGACUCACUCACGACUCACGAGCAGAACCCAAGCAACCAGAGCAGCGGACUAAGAAUUGCUUUUUAUGCAGUGAUUCGAAAAAUAUUGAAAUGUGAGUAACGAAUUGAAUCCAUCGAAGGAAAGCAACCGGCAAAAGAAACGUGAAGAAAAAAUUGAAAAGAUUACUCAAUAUUUUUCUUAUUAAUGAAAUAGCCAUUUUAAUAAAUUAUAAAUGUUGCUCUCCCUGUGUGUACGAUCCCUAAACACAAGCCUAAUCAUAAACAAUUUGAAUGAGAAUCUUAACAAGGGAAAAGCGAAACAGUGAGAUUUAGGGAAACUAACAAUUACACAAGUUAAUCAUUGAAGUUAAACUAAUUUAAAUAACUUGUAUAUGAAAAAAGUUGUCAGAUCUUGUCAAUAAUGAAACCGGGGAUACAAUUAAAUAUAUAAAAGGAAAUAAAUGA
Molecule: messenger RNA, 1804 nt
Organism: Penaeus chinensis
Lineage: Eukaryota; Metazoa; Arthropoda; Malacostraca; Decapoda; Penaeidae
Exons: 4
Coding region: 1-1026 (341 amino acids)
Source: RefSeq, a predicted model, not a curated record